CGAAACCAGUCCUGACUCCUGUUAUCUCGACCUCACCGUGGGCAGAUUCUUAAAUUGUAGUGGUCACAUUAUCAUUGAAAAUAGUUGUUUAUGACAUAAUAUAAUAUUAUAAUAUAUAUAGGCAUAUAGCUGCUAUAGAAGCGUCCCGCGUCAGCUGUCAAGACUCAAGUCACAAGUGUAAACUCCCAAGCAAACGUAAAUUACCUAUUAAGAAUUUGUUUAUGAAUUUAACACAAAAAUACUGAAGUCAAGAGCACGUACAAAUUACGUUUAUUACAACUUGCUCCAAGAUUCGAAUGGUAGUAAAUAAGUGUAAAAUACUAAAGUCUUUUUAGUAAAAUUAUCAAAUCACUAUGAUUGAAAUCACCUGCAAUGACAGAUUGGGAAAAAAAGUGAGAGUCAAGUGUAAUCCUGAAGACACUAUUGGUGAUUUAAAAAAACUGAUUGCCGCACAAACUGGGACAAAAUGGGAAAAGAUUAUUUUGAAGAAAUGGUAUACAAUUUUCAAGGAUCAUAUAAGACUACAAGAUUAUGAAAUUCACGAUGGAAUGAACAUUGAAUUAUACUAUCAAUAAAGUAUUGAAUAAAUGCAAAUAUAAUAAUUAAUAAUUUAUGUAAAUAUAUAUUUUGAGUUAGUAAAUGAACACAAUUAUUGACAUCAAGGAAUAAAUAAUUUUUUUUAUUGUG
Messenger RNA from Adelges cooleyi (spruce gall adelgid), 687 nucleotides. RefSeq names its product ubiquitin-like protein 5 (gene ubl). The coding region runs from base 354 to 575 and encodes 73 amino acids. Lineage: Eukaryota; Metazoa; Arthropoda; Insecta; Hemiptera; Adelgidae. The record is from RefSeq and is a predicted model, not a curated record. Gene Ontology annotation, cellular component: nucleus; cytoplasm. The transcript has 3 exons. Gene Ontology annotation, molecular function: protein tag activity; protein binding. Gene Ontology annotation, biological process: mRNA splicing, via spliceosome; protein modification process.